CUCUAAGAGACUCACGUUAUCCGUCAAAGUUGGGAGUACAUUUUCCCGCCAAUUGUGGGUUGCUCCAAAAAACGUGUUCGUAUGUUACAUUGUGUUAUAUACCCGAUUCAGCAAUUGCGUGCAAGUGCCUAACAAUGAUAAAAGGAUAAAGUAGUAUUUAAAGAAGUUGGUUGAAAUUGCCAACACAAUGGAAAUUUGUCUCGACGAUUUGACAUCCCUGCCUUUACGAUGUGUCACAAGAGAAGAAUGGGUUGCAAACACUCCACAAUAUUCAGCGAUUAUAGAAGACGAAACAAAUUGGCAUUCGAUUCCAUUAUUCAAUUACAUCCUCUCUGAAAAUGUCAAGAAUCAGCAGUUAAUACGAUUCAGAGGAAUGAUUCAAAAUAUGCAAAAUCCAGAAUAUUUUAUGAGUAAAUAUGAAGUUGUGAAUACUGUUACUGGAGUAUCUACUGUGCAUUCUGGCAAGCUGCGUGAUUCUGUCACAUGUCAGGAUAAUGAGAAGCUUAUUGAAGAUUCACAACAUAGUGUAUGCGAGUCAAGAGACACGUGGUUGUGCAUUCCAAUUCCUGCGCUCAAUAAUUGGGUUUCAUGUAGCUGGAAGAAACCCUACAUGAAAAGGCACCUUGGCAGAUCAGAAGAGGAUGACCCUCAGAAAAGAGCUAUGAGUAUAAUGCAACCUUCAGAUCAAUCUAGUGCCCAAACCUCUAACUUCCUACAUUUGAAUGCCUCUGAAACUCAUUGCAGGACUUGUUGUUUGAAGCUUUAUGAUGUUGACACUAGUUCUUUUGUUGUAAACGAUGUAAUAGAAGUUGCUGGUUUUCUGUCAUUACCUGAAAUCAUCGAUGAGAUUGAUGAUCAAGAGUUAACCUUGCACAAUGCAAAACUACCUCGAUUACAUGUUGUAGCGUGCAAGAAACUCCAACAUUCAUCUCUGCUGCCUCUAUUAUCGUUGAAUCCUGUAGCAGAUUUCACCGCAUCCAGAAACGAUCUUCAUUUUAUUUUCUCUCAACUUCUUCUUGGUGAUAAAUUAGCAGCUGAUUACCUAGUAUGUCACCUUCUGUCAUCAAUCUACUCAAGAACUGAUAUGAUGGCAUUGGGUCAGCUCCCUCUCAAUAUCAUCAAUAUUCCAAAAUAUAACUUAGUUAAAAAUAUUUACUCUGCAAUAGAGCAGUUAGUUAUGAAAAGCUUGUUUUUACCUUUGACUCUUGAAAAUUUGAACAGAAGAAGAUUCAACCCAAAAAAAAACUAUGAAACAGAACAGCUUUCUGAAGGGUUGCUUCAAUUAAGCCCCCACACUCAUUUGGUUCUUGAUGAGACACAAAUGCAGCCCGGAAAACUGGAAGCUCCUGGUGUUGUUAAUAUGACAGCUUUAAGAAAACUUGUUCUGGAACAGAAGGUGGCCUAUGACUUUGAGUAUUACCAACUUGAUUUUAAUUGUGACAUUCCAGUGCUGGUAUUUUCUGAAGGAAAAUCUUUAAUUCCAUGUCCAAUUGUUAUCCCCCUGAGACCCGAUGCAGUGUGUCUAGAAAACGUUCCUGACAUCUUCCAGGCUGCUCAUAGUUACUUGCAGCCUGUGUUACAGCGCCUCCGAGCUUACAUUCUUUGUGUACAAUCAGCCAAAUGUGAUAUAAAUUCAGAAAUGCAACAGAUUAUUCAAAAUGAUUUUGUAAAACUCAGACAAGAUAGUAAUUUUAAUGCAAGUGCUGAGGAUUUACACAAUUUAAUUGUUUUGGCGAGGUUGCAGGCUCUUAGUGUGGGAGAAACAAUACUUACUGCCAGUACAUGGGAGAAGACUGUGAAUUUAGAAAUGCAAAGAAAGCAGCGACUUGGAGGUCGAGAUCAAGAAUCAUAAAUGGCAAUAUAAAUCAAGACUCAAGUGUUUAAAAGAAUCUAAGAUUCACGUUAAGACUCAUUUAAAAAAGUUGUUUUAUAUGUAAGGAUUUUGUAAAUUGUAAUAAAUUAAUUUUCAUGAUGUAGUGCAAUAUAAUUUAUUAUAAUC
Messenger RNA from Gryllus bimaculatus (two-spotted cricket), 1999 nucleotides. Lineage: Eukaryota; Metazoa; Arthropoda; Insecta; Orthoptera; Gryllidae. The record is from the annotation of a GenBank genome assembly.